AUGGAUCAGUAUGAAGACUUCGUGGCUUCAUUAUCUAGGAUCGUGAAUUAUUUUCCUUUCAACGGGAAGGAACAUCAAUUUAGGAUUUUUCCAUGGAGUAUUGGCUAUAACCCUAAGGAAGAGACAUCUAGGGCAGCGGUAUGGAUUUCUUUGCCAAAUCUGCCACCAGAAUUAUUUGCUAGGAGAGCGUUAAUGUCCAUUGCAGCGGCAGUUGGGAAACCAAUUGCCAUUGACAAGGCAAAUCAAGUUCGAUCCAGACCUAGCACGGCUAGGGUUAAAGUUAUCUUAGACCUUUUGGACAUGCAUCCGGAUCAUGUGAGGUUACAAUAUGUUGAUGGAAAAAUUGGUAAGGUCGUAGAGGAGCUCCAGGAGGUCGUCUAUGACAAUUUACCACUUUAUUGCAAUCAUUUUAAGCACCAAGGACAUGAUGAUCAGGAUAUACCUACAGGGAAGAAUGAAAUCAUCGAUAAUACAGACACACAAGGUGAUGUUGAGGGCCAAAAGAACCCUGCAAAGAGCGGUGCAUCGAAUGUUGAAGCUGGGCAGCGAACAACUGUAGAAACAAGUGAUGCUAUAGGUGAUAUUGGAACGGGAGCGUCGCUAGUUGAUUCGGGGCAGAAUCCAACUGUUAUAAGUGAUAUAGAAGAUGCUGAAAUUUUCAGGCACCAUGGUUUGAAAUAUGAAAAUGAUAAUGCAACGGGGAAUUGGACAGUGCUGGAUCAUUUUAAUAGGAGUCCUGGUAAUCCAAAGAUCACGCAACAAAUAAUGAAAAAUACAUACGAUGCAUUAUCGCGCGACGACUCUGGUACAACUGUUCAGGUUGCUCUCCAUCAAUUUCCCGCAGAUGGAACUAGAUGCUUGACCGAUAAGAACCAACAAAAAGAGUCAUUGCAAUAA
Lycium barbarum (goji berry) is the source of this 897-nucleotide messenger RNA. RefSeq lists its product as uncharacterized. The transcript has 4 exons. The record is from RefSeq and is a predicted model, not a curated record. NCBI's taxonomy places the organism in Eukaryota, Viridiplantae, Streptophyta, Magnoliopsida, Solanales, Solanaceae. The coding region runs from base 1 to 897 and encodes 298 amino acids.